AUUCCUCUUCCGGGGGUCGUUAGGAGAAGAUGGGCCGUCCCAUGUACUGGCUGGCAUUUGCCUUCUGCACCCUCGCUCUUGCGUCCUCGAAGGACGAGGAGCGUGCGGCGACUCCAAUCAUUCUUGACGACGAGGAGCGUGCGGCGACUCCAAUCAUUCUUGACGACGAGGAGCGUGCGGCGACUCCAAUCAUUCUUGACGACGAGGAGCGCGCGGCGACUCCAAUCAUUCUUGACGGGAGUGAUGACAAAGGCCACGAGGGACCGGACGACAAAGCAGAAAUGAGAGAUCUGACACGAGACUUCAUGGAAACCAAUCCUAGUGUUGUUAACGGCCACCAAGUCUUUGAAGGAGACAUGGUCUUGACGGAGAGCCAGUGGCGAGCGGUCAGGGAGAGGAAGGCCAUUGCAGACCUCUCAGCGCGCUGGCCUCAACAGGGCGGCUUCCCCACCGUGCCCUACUACCUCGACACUACCGACUCCGUCACUGUGGCUGCCAUAAAUGCAGCGAUUGCUCACUGGGAGCAAAACACCUGCAUCAGAUUCCAGCUCACGUCCAACCUCGCUCAACGGCACGUCAGGUUUUUUGAAGGGUCUGGAUGCUGGUCGUAUGUCGGCAUGCUGGCCCAGAAUGGACAAGACAUUUCUAUUGGAAGUGGCUGCAAAGAACUCGGCAUUGUCGCCCAUGAGAUCGGCCACGCCAUUGGGUUCGUGCACGAGCAGAGUCGCCCCGACCGUGACGACUAUGUGGUCAUCAAUUAUGGCAACAUCCAAACUGGCAAGGAAAACAACUUCAAUAAGUACAGCACGUCAGUGGUCAACACCUACGGCAUACCAUACGACUACUCAUCCGACAUGCACUACGGCUCUACGGGCUUCACCAACAACGGCAAGUCGACCAUCGCCACCCUAUAUCCCUUGGCGCAGGAGCUCAUCGGCCAGCGCACGGGACUCUCUCACAGGGACAAACUAUUGGCCAACACCAUGUACGGCUGCAUCAAUAAGUGGCUUGCUGCUUGCGGAGUGAACGCCGACCCCUGCCAGAACGGCGGGUUUUAUGGAAAUGGCUGCGCUUGUGUGUGUCCCUCGGGCACCUCAGGGGCCAACUGUCAGACAGUGACAGGAAACUACUACGACAAGUUGACGAAUCCCUGCACUGAGAAAGUAACUCAGGAAGGCACCCUCACCUCGCCGGGCUAUCCAAGCAACUACCCAAACAUCCAGUGCGUCAAGUGGAUUGUAGCUCCCGUGUGCCACGUGCCCCGAGUGACCUUCUCAGACUUUUACCUGUACGGAAAGGAUCCCUACUGCGGCUCGACUACAGCGACGUGCUGCUACUUUGAUGGUCUGGAGAUCAGAACCGACAACUUGUACAACGGUGCAGUGUAUUGUGGCACGGACAUCACUGCAGGCCAGACCUUCACCGGAACCGGUCAAGAGAUGAUUUUAUACUUCAGGGCGAUAAGUAAUAAUCUUCGCAGGGGAUGGUCUGCCCAACUCACCUUUGUGCCGCAACCGGGAUGCACAACCACCACUACAGAAACCUCCACCACCACCACAGCAACAACAACCACCACUACAGAACCCACCACCACCACUACAGAACCCACCACCACCACCACAGAACCCACCACCACCACCACCACCACAGCAACAACCACCACUACAGAACCCACCACCACCACUACAGAACCCACCACCACCACCACCACCACAGCAACAACCACCACUACAGAACCCACCACCACCACUACAGAACCCACCACCACCACCACAGAACCCACCACCACCACCACAGCAACAACCACCACUACAGAACCCACCACCACCACUACAGAACCCACCACCACCACUACAGAACCCACUACCACCAUUACAGAACCCACCACCACCACUACAGAACCCACCACCACCACUACAGAACCCACCACCACCACAGCAACAACCACCACUACAGAACCCACCACCACCACUACAGAACCCACUACCACCACUACAGAACCCACCACCACCACUACAGAACCCACCACCACCAAUACAGAACCCACCACCACCACAGCAACAACUACCACUACAGAACCCACCACCACCACUACAGAACCCACCACCACCACUACAGAACCCACCACCACCACUACAGAACCCACCACCACCACUACAGAACCCACCACCACCACCACUACAGAACCCACCACCACCACUACAGAACCCACCACCACCACUACAGAACCCACCACCACCACUACAGAACCCACCACCACCACUACAGAACCCACCACCACCAUUACAGAACCCACCACCACCACUACAGAACCCACCACCACCACCACAGCAACAACAACCACCACUACAGAACCCACCACCACCACUACAAAACCCACCACCACCACCACCACCACAACACCACCCACCACCACCACCACAACACCCCCCACCACCACCACCACAACAAAACCCACCACCAGAACCACCACUACAAAACCCACCACCAGAACCACCACUACAAAACCCACCACCAGAACCACCACUACAAAACCCACCACCAGAACCACCACUACAAAACCCACCACCAGAACCACCACUACAAAACCCACCACCAGAACCACCACUAAAAAACCCACCACCACCACCCCGAGAGCAACAACCACCACUACUAAACCGACCACCACCACCACCAGCCCACCACCACCAAGAUGUUUAACUCAGGCAUUCAACGGAGUGUUCUACUGGUCCUCCCCAGGCUUCGGGAUUACCAACUACCCGAAUAACUUUAACUGCGCACUGCGAGGAGUUUCGACGACAUCCAUGUUGACGCUGAAACUGGAGAGGUUCACGCUGCAGGGAGCGCUGAGAAGAUGUGUGGAUGGCGUCGAGUUAACAUUCUUGUACAAUCGAACGACAACGUUGUGUGGGUCUCAAUCAGGGAAAGUCUUUACAUCGCCAUCUUUCAAUUUCAACGCGAGAUUCUUCACCGACCCCACGAAGACCUAUCAGGGCUACAACAUCUCCUUCACGCCUGCAACCACGAGUUGUCACCAGAUAAUCACGGCAGCUGUUGGUCAGACUGGCACAAUAACUUCCCCUCCAGCAGAAAAAUACUGCGAAUACCGAAUCCAGGCUCCUUCUGGAAGUCGCGUGAAGGUCAACGAAGUUACAUCAAGGAUUCUAGGGACAACGAACUGUGAAACUGACUGGCUUCUGCUGAACGGGAGGAGUGAGAAGAUGUACCCGUCAGACACCAGCUUAAUUAUCUGCGGCAAUAGGGUAGUGCCUUCACCUCUGAUAUCCCAGACCAAUGAGGUGUACGCAGCUUAUCAAGGCACCAGCAGCAGCAGCCGCGGUUUCACUAUCAAGUAUACCGUCAUCUAAGUCAAACGUUCCUGGAUUUUCUCGCCAAUCACGACUCCAAUGUAUCUAUACGGGCACGAAUUUCAUUUUCUUUACAACAAAGGAGACAGCUCAAGGGCACACAAAAAAGGAAACAAUAAUGAAAAAAAAAGAGCCCGCUUCUCGCUGCUCCUAAAAAAAUGAAUCAAAAGAGGUGGCCGAAAGAGAGGUCAAUUUCGGGAGGAGAAUUCAUUAGUACACCUGCAACCCUUUCAGUUUGCCUCUUGCCCACGAUGUUUCUUUGUUUAAAAUCAUAUCACUGGUAAGCCAAGUCAGCUGAUAUAACUUAAACGAGGAACAGAUAUCAAGGCUGGUAUUACAAGACACUUUCCCUUCUCACAUCAAGAUAUUUCUAAAGGUCAAAAGGGGAUAUCAAUCAGGCUCUAAUGAGUGUUUUUUAGGCUCAGGGUACAGAAGAAGGGUCAAACUACCACCAGGGUCAUAAAACUAGAACCGGAAAUGCCCACAACUUCUAGGAAAGCCUUGUCAAAUAUGUGUUCUUGGGCGGCGAAAUGUCUUAUAAUGCGAGCCUAAGCAUCCUUAUAGUGUUCUACAAUAGCCGCCCCAAGAAAAUAAAUAUAUGCAGCAG
Eriocheir sinensis (Chinese mitten crab) is the source of this 3975-nucleotide messenger RNA. Its product is annotated as mucin-5AC-like. The record is from RefSeq and is a predicted model, not a curated record. Gene Ontology annotation, molecular function: metalloendopeptidase activity; zinc ion binding. Gene Ontology annotation, biological process: proteolysis. The transcript has 19 exons. Lineage: Eukaryota; Metazoa; Arthropoda; Malacostraca; Decapoda; Varunidae. The coding region runs from base 30 to 3368 and encodes 1112 amino acids.